UUCAGCUGUGCACAGGUGAUUGUCACUUUAAAACAAGUUCACAGUUGGCUUGGUGUUUAGUGGAUGCUUUGAGGUUUGUUGGUGAGAAACAUGGCUGCAAAGACAGUGUUGAUCGUGUACGCGCACCAGAGCGCAGGCUCCUUCAAUGCGGCUGUUAAAGACGCUGCUGUGGACGCGCUGAAGAAACAGGGCUGUAACGUGCUUGUGUCUGACCUGUAUGAAAUGAAGUUUAAGGCCACGGCUACAAAGGAGGAUAUUACUGGUCCACCAAAGAACCCAGAGCAUUUUCGUUAUGGAAAUGAGACCAUGUUGGCCUGGCAGGAGGGGCGACUAUCUUCUGAUAUCACAGAUGAGCACAAGAAACUGAAAGAAGCAGAUCUGGUUAUUUUUCAAUUUCCCAUGUACUGGUUCUCUGUUCCUGCCAUCAUGAAAGGCUGGAUGGACCGGGUUCUAACGCUUGGCUUUGCAUACACCUUGGAAAAGCGCUACAGUGAGGGUGUCUUCAGGGACAAGAAAGCCAUGUUAUCCUUCACUACUGGUUCCAAUGAGACCAUGUUCAGCUCCAAUGGAAUCAAUGGAGACAUGAAUGUUACUCUGUGGCCAAUUCAAAAUGGGGUCCUCAACUAUUGUGGCUUCCAGGUCCUUGCCCCUCAGAUCUUCUGGGCUCCCACUCUUCUCUCUCCUGAGGCUCGUGAAGGCCUGCUGGAAGGCUGGCGGGCUCGUCUUCAUGGUCUCCUAAAUGAGGCACCUCUCUCCUUCCCACCUGUAGACGUCUUCGAUGAAGGGAAAGGCUUUCAGCUGAAGCCUGAAGUCUGGGAGAAACAGGCUGAAUCUCCUUUUGGUCUCACUGUGGGCCACCACCUGGAGAAACCUCUUCCACCCCACAACCAGAUGAAAGCUGGAGUGUGAGACCUGAUGUUAUGCUGUCCUCCAAUGUUCAUGUCUUUACGUCUCAAAGCUGAAUUUUAGACAUGAAUAAAUUGUUCAUGUUUU
Carassius auratus (goldfish) is the source of this 993-nucleotide messenger RNA. RefSeq names its product NAD(P)H dehydrogenase [quinone] 1. Gene Ontology annotation, cellular component: cytosol. NCBI's taxonomy places the organism in Eukaryota, Metazoa, Chordata, Actinopteri, Cypriniformes, Cyprinidae. The transcript has 6 exons. Bases 91 to 909 code for a protein of 272 amino acids. The record is from RefSeq and is a predicted model, not a curated record. Gene Ontology annotation, molecular function: NAD(P)H dehydrogenase (quinone) activity.